UCUAUCUAGUAUUGUUCCAUACGUGCAACAAUGAGUUGACGUCAUCAUGACGUAACUUGCCGACGUGUUCCCAAACCCGGAAGAUGCAGCAAUCUAUCCACGUUACUGUAACAAUGAUAGCCAGGAAUCUACAAAACAUAACGGAGCUUAUACACAAAGAAGAAUGUUUAAUAAACUGUUUAUUGUUUCUGUUUGGAUGCUCAUUACUCAGUGCUAUGGCCAAGGACCUGUCACAAUUGUACCAUACAACGGGAUUGAGCUGAAAUUUUACGCUAUUCGUAAAACAUACGAGCAAGCCAAAACUGCUUGUGAGUCCGACAACGCCCAGCUAGUAGUGGUGAAGAGUCAAGCAAUGCAAGAUAUCAUCACUCCACACCUCGAUUCCACCAUUAGUUACAUUGCAUGGGGACAAUAUGAUUACGGUGUUGGUUAUUGGAUGGGGCUCAGGAAAUUAGCAGGUGCAAAUAUACACGACUACAAAGCUCUUGAUGGUACCAACUACGUCAACAAGCCCGCAUAUACAAACUGGAACAAUGUGGAACCGAACGCUCUGAAGUCUCAAUUAGCUUGUGCGUAUAUGUGUCCCUACAAUAAUGUGUAUGGGAUAAAUGGAGCGUAUAAUUGGUUCACGGACAGCGCAUUUCCCAACGUAAGUAAGGGUGGCUGGUGGACCUUUCACUGCACACAGAAGAAUUACUACAUUUGUCAAAGAGCCUUUUGCGCAACGAACCCUUGUAGAUACGGAUCGUGCGUUGCUUUAGCGACGAGCUACAAAUGUAAUUGCGAUCCUGGUUACUCUGGAUCUCUGUGUGGCGACGAUCUAUGCUUUCCCCAGCCUUGCCUGAAUAAUGGCAGUUGCAACAGAGUUCCCAACACUUACUCUUGCUCAUGUGUGGAUGGUUUUAUUGGAAGGAAUUGUGAAACAGAUCUAUGCUCCCCCCAGCCUUGUCAGAAUGGUGGGAGUUGUAACAGAGUUCCCGGCAACUACACUUGUUCAUGCUUAAAUGGCUUUGUGGGAAGGAAUUGUGAAACAGACCUUUGUCUUUCCCAACCUUGUCAAAAUGGUGGCAGUUGUAACAGAAUCCCCGGAGCCUACACUUGUUUAUGUGCAAGUGCUUUUCUUGGAAGGAAUUGUGAAAAGGAAUACUUCUUCAAUGUUGGUGACCUUUGUCUCAUCCAUGUUAACAGCAGAGGAAGAAAAACCUUCAGAGAAUCUUUAUCUCAAUGCCAGUCGCUCAAUGCUAGCCUUGCGAUCAUAAAAAGCAGUCAAGUCCAAACAGCCAUACUUAACCACCACAACUUUGGUGUUGGUCAAACUUGGCUAGGUGGUUUUUCAAACCACUCAAAAUGGCUCUGGCUUGAUUCAAGUGAUAUGGUGUACAACAACUGGUUAAAUGGUGCACCAGUGGUUAAUGAUACAAACUGUGUUAGUUUAGCUCCAAAUGGAACAUGGGUGCAUUCUUAUUGUGAAGAUAAACACGGAUAUGCUUGUGAAAAAUCAGUUGACGGAAGAGAUCUUUGUUCCUCUUCUCCUUGUCAAAACAAUGCAACAUGUAUCAGCAGUGGUUGUAAUGUUCACUGUGUGUGUACAUCUGGUUACAUGGGAUCUAACUGUGCUAUGAUUGUACCACGAACUGGUGGUGCUGGAACUUCUAGUUCAACUGUGUACAUUGCCAUUGCAGUGACUUGUGGGUUGCUACUGAUUGUCAUAGUUGUCCUUAUACUCUACAAACGAAGGACUCGACCUAAAUCACCUAAACCAAUAAUGAUGAAUGCUAAUCCACCAGUUGAAGCGGUUGCAUAUGUAAAUGUAAUUGCACCAAGCGAAAAUGCUUAUUCUAGCAUUGAUAUCCACCAAGGUGAUGUUUUAUACGAUGACAUUGCCACCACUUCAAGCCCGUACUUGAUUAGGAAAGAUAAAUUUCUUCAGCACUUUCAAACCCUUGCUGCUAAUGAAGGAAAACUGUGCAUAGAAGAGUUUAAAUUACUUGCUGCUGCUUCAGCCAAGAUAGAAAUGCAAACAAUUCAUGGUGAAAACAACAAGGGAAAGAACAGAUUCAAGAAUAUAUUGCCAUAUGACAGCACACGAGUUGUAUUAUCCACUGCAAAUGGGCAAAGUGAUUAUAUUAAUGGAAACUAUGUGGAUUGUUACAACCAACCCCAUAAAUACAUUGCCACACAAGGCCCUCUUCCUAAAACUGAGACCGAUUUUUGGAGGAUGGUUUGGGAGAGUAAGUGUCGCGUUAUUGUGAUGUUGACAAACUUAUUGGAAGGAAAUAAAAGGAAGUGUCACAAGUACUGGCCAGAGAUUGGAGCAUUGGGUAAACAUGGAGAUCUUAUAAUAGAGUGCGUAAACGAAACUUCAUAUGGUGGAUAUGUGAUUCGAGAGAUGAAAGUUACAAACAACAAGACCACACGAAAGUUAAAGCAGUUCCACUUCACAUCAUGGCCCGACCAUAAUGUGCCCAUCACCACGACUUCACUUCACAGAUUCAAAUGUGCUGUGCUAGAUUAUCAUAAAUCAAACCAAGUAGACAACUCUCCUAUUGUUGUUCAUUGCAGUGCAGGAGCUGGUAGAACUGGAACCUUCAUUGGAUUUGACAGUUUGAUGGCUGAAAUGGACCACAGAUCAUGUGUUAACGUGUUUGAAACAGUGCUGGCUAUGAGAAAGCAAAGAGUGGAUAUGGUUCAAAACUCAAAACAAUAUUUACUUCUUCACAAAUUGGUGGCGGAAGAUUGUAAGAUUGGAAACACUGAUUUCUCUGUGGAAGAAUUAGAAGAAAGAAUUCAGCGACUUGAAAAAGUUGGACAAUUCGGGAAAAUCAGGGUUCGCUCACGAAUUGGAGAAAACUUUCCCAAAUUUAAACAUUCCAACAUCAAAGGAGCUGCAUACGACGCUUCUUUCGUCGAGAGUUACAGCGAAAGCCUGGAGAUAAUUGUAGCGGCUGGUCCCACUCAUGAAUCGCUUGAAAACUUCUGGCACGCUGUGACUUCCAACAACGUUGGAACAAUUGUUUCGCUGCGAAGCUCGCAGGAAGAAAAGAAACUUGGAUUCCAAUUCUUACCCUCACAACAACCAUUGAUGAUUAAUGACAUCACAAUUGAAGAACAAACUAAAUCGACAAGUGGUUGCAUCACAGACAAAUCUUUGAUGAUUACAACACCAAGGGGGAAGAAUAUGGUGAGAUACUUUCAUUUCCAAACCUGGGAUCCAGACACUGUACCCAACACAACAGCAGAGUUGAUUGAUCUUGUUAAACGACUUCAAGCACAGACUGGGAAAGGAAAACUUAUGAUAUUUUGCAGUGAUGGAAUAAACCGCAGUGGUGCGUUUGUUGCUCUUAUUAACUUGAUGGAGAGAGUUAACAUUGAAGGAAGUAUUGACAUCUUUAGAACUGUGAAGGAUUUGAGAGAUAUGAGGAUUGGGAUGGUUUCUACAGAGCUACUUUACAAAUUCCUUCACAACACCAUGGUGGAUUAUGUUUCAACUUUUCAAGUUUACUCAAACUUCGGAUGCAAAUAGUUUAAGGAACAAGCAAAUGAGCUUAACUUUUGUUGUGCUAGCUUGGUGAGGGAGUUGGAAGUCGUUAGAACACACUUUUUUCCCUUUCACACAACUCGUACCCGCUUAUGAGUUACAAUAAACGUUUGUUAAUGAUGAUUUUCUAACAAUUUACACAGCCCAUUAGUGACCACUGGGGUUGGAAAAAAUUUUCAUUAAAUGUGUGUGAUGGAACAUAAACAGUAACCACCAGUGCCAAACUUUCUUAUGAUUUGUACUGAUAUAUAAAUUGACUGCUUUUGUAUAAAAUAACGAACUUUUUGAUGGCAAUGUUUCAUCUGAUAUUCUCCCCCACAUCCCACUGCUAUUAUUUUAAUAAUGUUAAUUCAAUCAGUGCUUUUUAUUAAAAGGAUGAUUCUUAUUAAACCGUUUCAUAUUGGCCUGCAUGUUUGUGAAUAAACUCAUUAGAAAAUUCA
Messenger RNA from Ciona intestinalis (vase tunicate), 3978 nucleotides. NCBI's taxonomy places the organism in Eukaryota, Metazoa, Chordata, Ascidiacea, Phlebobranchia, Cionidae. The record is from RefSeq and is a predicted model, not a curated record.